Messenger RNA from Porites lobata, 8292 nucleotides. NCBI's taxonomy places the organism in Eukaryota, Metazoa, Cnidaria, Anthozoa, Scleractinia, Poritidae. The record is from the annotation of a GenBank genome assembly.
GUACCUGAAAUGCGGGCAUUUUGAUGUAGCAUGUAGCCGGAGGAAGUUACGUAGCCGCCAUUAUCUAUAUUUCUAUGUUUAUUAAAGAGACAGCUAAUCUAGCUGAUAAUUAACUUUCCUUUGUUGAUCCACUGCAAAUAUCAAUAAAUACCUAAUCGGGAAAAUUAUCAUCUGCUAAAAAUUCCUGAAACCCAUCGCCCGGAUGAAAGAUGAUAGAUCAUCAAAAUUCCAAACAAAACGUGUCACUUCUACUUGGCCCUAAGCGUGAUGACGUCAUAAUAGGUGCGGUGCAUAUAGAGCACACUCCGGACGUGUGGAAACAGUUUAUGCACGUUUUUCGGCUGGUAAAUAACGACAAAAGAAUCCAACGUUUGAUACCUUAACUUCGCUGUCAAAACCCACUAUCAGCGCCUGAAAUCAAAGCUCUGUCUGCCCAGUUUAGCUUUGAAUUCCGUAACUUGUACAAGUUGACGGUCUAUUUUGGAAGAUGGCAAAUGAUUUGCGCAUUGUGUUCUUGACUGGAUCCAUAUUCCUUCUGUUCUUCUGUUGUGGUGAGUUCAAAUUCGCUUCAUGCACUUAAGUCUAGCUUUGAUUGAUUCGACUGAUUUAACUUUUGCGAGAGUCUCUACAUAAUUUUGUCCCCGAUAUUGCGAAAAUUAUAAGGAGAUGAUUGCAGUCCCGGGUGAACUUCGAACGAGGAACUUUUAUAUAUUUGUGUUGAUAUUAGGAUUUAUUAUUUACGCACGUUGACACAUGCCGGCAAAUUCAAGUGAACAAGUAAAAACGCCUCCCGCGUAAAACUGAUUCUGUCUCAACAAUCUCCAAUACCAAACCGAUAAUUUUCACAAUGAAGCAGUCUCCACCGAGAUAAUUUGACAGGAUCAACGGGUACGAGAUCUCAAAAUCAUUGUAUGGGUAAUUUCGAUUGGAAAAGAGAAAGCGACCCUCCCGUUGGUAUAACUGGGGUAAAAUGUUCAAUUUUACGAUUUUCCUGCCGUCGAGCUGAGGGGACGAAACAAGAAACUCAUCUUCAAGUUUACUGUUUCAUAAGAACUUGACCGAAGAGGAGACGUGUCGCUUCUUCCAGGGGGGGGAAGGGUAUGCGGGGGUCUGUUUUUACUCGAGAAAGGAAAGUACAGUUUCGGUAUAUGUAAUUGUAAAUCCCGCUGGUGGAGUGUGAAAUUGUUUACUAGAAAUUUUAAGCUUCUCAGUCUUUUUUGGAUUUUCAAUAUUAAAUCAAAUCAUAUCAGGACAAUUACAUCGUCAAAGAAAACUAUUUUCAGCAGGGGUAUACUUCCUAUAAGUGUAUGGAUUUUUGACUUGACCUUGUCACAGACGGGGUCAGCAAGUCUUAUCCAAUCUGCACUGGCUUUAUUCCACCAGCGAGUCCAUAAAAUGAUGUGCAUGCCAACCAUACAUCAUUUUCACUGCAUUUUUACCAGUGAAAACGUUUUUCUGCCUGUCAUUUAAGUACAGAAGGGCUAGCUUGCGUGCAAGUCCUCUUCCCUGUACGGAAACAAGAGAAUUUUUGAAGUCAUGAACAAGUCGGAGUAACUUCCUGUUUUGACCUCGAGAUAAUUACCAUGCGAGCGAUUGAGUCCAAUGUCUGAUGGCGUCCUUCGUUUACCCCCACCGAAGACAGCUGCCGUCUGACACAGGGGUCGUUUUCUCUGGCUACUUUAUUGAUACUUAAUUUCGCUGGUCUUUAAUUUCGUGUUUUUCACAAUUGUGAAAAAAUCGCGAAAUUUAAUGCCCAUCUAGAAAAUCACGAGACAGUGGAUAUGUAUGGACAAACACAAAUAGCUAACUGGUUUAACUGGAGUUCCAUUUUGUAUCUUCAGUUGAGAAAUACUUCACGUUAGUUUGCAAAGAUUUCACACAUUUCUUGUUCAUUAAGGGUUCAGACUUUAAAAACUAAAAUGAAGUUGAGAACGCUUAAAUCGCGAAAUUUAAUGCCCUUUCUUUCUAUUUGCAUGUUAAAAUUGCGGAAAUAAAACACCACGAAAUACUUUCUCGCCAAAACCGCGAAAUUUAGUACCAAUAUAAGGAAUACAAAGGUCAAAAUGUGUGGCAAAUGCUUUCAUUAUUAAUCAUAUUUCGCCGUUGUGGAAUAUGGUUCAAGGGAAAUAUUGAAUGUUCUUGAUGUCGAGUAGAAACUCCGGCUAGUUGUUAUCUCAGUUUUCCCGGCGCUCGAUCGCUGAUCUUAUGUUAAAAUGAGCUCGUAAACGCUCGCUACAGACUCUCCAGUUGGGCCCCAGUUCUUUAUCGUCUCGGUCACCAAUGGUUGAACUCCUUGAACAGGCUAGUUUUACUGUUAAAAAUAUGACUUCUACACUUCUAAAUUUAAGCAACUUAGACAUAAGCAAACUAAUCCUUAUUAACUCACAACGGGAUUUAGUGUAUUUUAGUGUUGAAAAAAUGCUUCUUUUGUUUGAGAUGAGCGUGAACAGGAAAGAAUGAAGAUAGCUGGUUUUAAAACAAACAAAGGAUUAAAUUUCUGCUGUAGAUGGGGGACAGACCUUGUUUGGCUACAUGUGGAAGUGUGCACUUUGACUGAGCCACCACUCCUCUGAGAGAGGGGGACGCGUUGUUUUGUACUAAGAGGGGAUCUGCUGACCCAAACCCCUAGUCUUAGAUUAAAUUUGUGCAUAUCCUCAACAAACAAUUGUACCCCUGCUUCAUGCUUCAUGCAUUUUGGCUCAUACGUUAGCUUUUCUCUCUCUGUUUUCUUCGCUUUAAUUCGUAAAAACCCUACCCUUUUGUGCUCCUCUAGGGCGAUAAAGGAACCUCUUUCGGGCAGAGUAUUUUCAGGGAGCACCCCCCGGACCCCCGGCCACCCAAGGAUUCUCUAUGAGUAAGAUCAGUAAGAUGCAUUUCGGGUACGCAAAAGUGGGUAAAAAUCGGGCCGCAUAAACGUCUUGUAACUAUAACAACUUAAUGGUCCUUUGAUACAAAUGAUUCAAGGUAUGCAAAUGAUGGCUUUAAAAUUUGAUAUAUCAUUUUGAAUAGAGCUGUGAAUGCUACUUCGAAUUUGAACGUUCCUCUUCUAGAACGGAGAAAUUUGGGCUUGAUUUCCGCCGCUCUCUCGUUCCUGUUCGGGGAAGGCGCGUGCUGGCGGUAAUCGAGCCUGCGUGGGUAUAUGCGGUCAUAUUACAGGGUGUCGUCAUUGCUAGGCGUGUUUGGUUUCCUGUAAAUACCGAUUACCAAGUCAUUCGGUUUUUAUACCGUGGAAUAGGGUAUUCCACAUAUCCGAAGUUACUGUACUCUUGUAUUUUGGCUUAACUACCGUGUAUGCUUUCUAGAAGAACCAUUUCUGUCAUGAAUUCGGUCUGAAAUAGGUGAUUUGUUUGUGGGAUUCGUUUCUACACGCUUAAGCGUGUUUACAACUAAGAAUAUUCAAAGUCAAGGGGCACCCAACGAGAAUAUAGUUUAAAACCACUUAAACAUAGCAUUGUUAAACGUAUUUUAGUAUUUAAACGGUAGAUAUAGGCAUAUUUUUAUCCCCUAAAAAUUUUUCAUCUGUUCGGAUUUCCUAGCUGAAAGUCCAGUUAUGCGAAAACUAUAGGGAUCAAAACUUACCUUUUCGAAAAUUUCAGCCAGAAGAAAGGCUCCCGAAAAUUCUAGGUGACCUUUUUAGGGUAAAAAUCCGUUAAAAAUAGGCAAUUAUACCAUUUUUUAGAUGUUCGAAAAUCCUAGGAGAGGCAGGCAAGCAAGAAAUUUUACAACAAAUGUUUCGAAAAUUCUAGAUCUCAAAUCGUCUUCCGAACAGAUAUUCUUCCGAAAAGUGUCGUUGGGUGCCCCUGAAAGUCUGACGUUGCAACCUUUGCCUGACCCAUCGCGGUACGGAAACUACUUGUGUUUUCGCCAAAAUUCAUGCAGUAGAUCAUAUUAUUUUCUAUGGAUAAGAGGUAUUUGAAUGAUUUUGCCUGGUAUGGGUGUCUCCAGUUCAGAUGUUCAUUAAGAUAAAAAUAUAUGAUUCUUGCGGGUUUCUACAUGUUAUUAUAUUUUGAAAUUGUCCUUUGGAUUCUCUGGUCACGUUCAUGAUCGAUUGACGGAAAAAGUUUAAACAAUUUGACAAAGAAGGUUCACAUUUUCUGCAAACCGGCUACUGGACAUGAUACGUUUCCUUUCUCCAAGGAUCAUAUUUCAUGAUGCUUAGAGCAAGCCGUAGAUUGUGGCUUCGCCUACUCCAACGCGUGCGUAGUCCUAUUCUAACAAAAUGGAUCGUCGCUCAGUUGUCUACAGUCAUAACGAUUUAGUUUCGAAAGUGAACAGGUUGCUCCGUCUGGUCGCAUUAUAGUCAAAGGCCGUAUUGAAGCGCCCGCUAACAUUACUUUUUGGGAGCGGAUCUCGGGUGGAGGGAAGUGUUCGACUUCCUUGGCUGUCCGUGCACACCCUUCUUACCCCAGUUUAGCCUACGAGCAUGCUCUUCAACUGGGGAAAUCGCGAUUGCGGAAUAAAUGGAGAGCGGACUCGCAUGCUUAACCCCAUUUACACUUUCCCCUUAUUACUCAAUCCUUCCUUCUCUAAAUUUAUAUUAACAUUGUUGGUUAAAGAGAUUGCUGCUUUACACCUGCUUCUUGGGCAUUCGUAACGUUUUAGUAAACGUUGAUCUAGGGUCCCCCGGCAACAACCAUCUUUGACCAAUAAGCGGUGGACACUGGUCUACCUGAUACGAUAAGACUGAGCUGCAAAUCAUUAGUUAAGAAAGGGUAGUGGAAAAAGCUCAUCGUCAGGGUCGGGGCACGUGCUCCAAAGUAGUGGUAUUCAGACGGCUAACGGGGCAAACGGACGCAACCUUGUUGGCCAACAACUCGCAAGAUAUAGCUUCGCAAAGUUGUGGAAAUGUACAGACGUUUGCAUGGUGAGGGGCAAGUUUUUUGCCCCCCACCAUACACAAGUGUUUGUAAAAUUUCGCGUCUUUGAGAAGCUAUAUCCUCGUUAGUUUUUAACAAAUCACUUUCAAACUUGGCAGUUUUACUAGUUAAAGGCGCCCUUUCCAGUGAUGUCCACGGAUGUUUCCCUAACUUGUCCAUAUCAAAGUUUAAAACCGUAGAAGGGUCUAUUUUAGGGCGGUUACCAUAAGUCAGAAUCCGGUCCAGUUGUAAUGAGAAAUUCACUUUUAAUCAGGACUGACCAACUAGACCCGGAUAGUCUAUUUCUAGAUAGUCUGCAUGGAAGUGAUAGUUUUUUCAGCAAUAUCUCGUGAAAAAUAAUCUUUUCUAUUUUCAACAUUACCUGUCCGACCGGUCAGUUCUGACUUUUCGUAAACGUCGAGAAUUUUAUUCAGGCUUUGGUUCUGUUCAUUCUUAAUUCCUUACUCUCCUCUGUCGACAGUACACUCGCUGAAAUGCUACACGUGCAAAGCAACUUCUGCAGAAGAAUGUUCAGCGAGCCAAAAUGUUACAACAUGUGACGAUAGACUGAGGUGUGCUAUACUAACGUAUGAUGACCAUGGUUUCCAGUACUUAAAGGAUUGUUUAUGGGCUACCUAUUGUGACGUGAGGAAAGAUCUUACCAAUUGCACUACACAGGUCUGUAAUGAGGAUUACUGCAACGGUCCACCUCCCCCGACAACAGCUGUAAAGCCAAGCGCUGCUGGACCCAAUCCAAACACAACUCCCACCACCACAGAGCCGGAUGAGACCGGAGCACCGCCCUGUCCACGUUCCCAUGCCAACAGAAGCCUUACGUGGAGCCUCUAUGGAAUGUUAGUGUCUGUGCUUGCUAUUGGCAAAAUGGUGGAAACUUGUAAUGUUAGUUGAGAACUAGUUAGCAGAUGUUUAUGUUAAGAAAUGACAUCCCAGCAAAUAAGGCACCAUUUGUUUGUUAAUAUCAGAUUGCCGCAAUUUAAUGUACUGUGCAUUCGCAGUGAGCCUCGCCUGUAAGAUAAUCUGAGAGCACCCCUUCGUUUUCGUGUUUUUGUCUUCCUAGGUGUGUAGCGCAGUGGUUAUUCUUACCUGCAGCACGAUUUUUUGUUUUCCUACCAUUUGAACUACAGUCGAACCCCGCUUUACGGACACCCACUUAAUACGGACACCUCAUUAUUACAGACAGUUUGCUGUGUCCCUGGGGAAAGAAAGCCCUCGCAUUUUCCCUAAAUUCAUCCCGCUUAAUACGUACACCCCGUUAAUAUGGACACUAUCUAUGCCCCCUCAAUGUCCGUAUUAAGGGGGCUUGACUGUAGUUUAAAAGGGUCCGUGCAAAAUUCCAUGACAUCCCUGGGACAUGGGACAAAACUCGGGACGACAACGUGAUGCUAUUUGCCCCUCCACUCCCCCGAGAAAAAAGAAAAGAAUGUCAUGUUACCGAGAUAUAAUUUUCCAUGGUUUCAAUGACUUUUCCUUUUUUACAAGCCAGACAGAUUUCCAGAAUUUCCAUGACCCAUACAAACCCUGUUAUUUCUUGUGAGUUCAACUAGUCUUUUUUGUGUAGUUUCUAUUUUCCUGGAUCUGGAGAUCAGUUACAUCGUUUAAGUCGGCCGGUUAUACUCCCAAAAGUGGCCAGAGGGCAAAAUCAUUUACACCUUCUAAAAGCAAUGUAUCUGUCGAAGCAUUGAUGCCUUUAUUAUUAUUAUACUUUGAAUGGAUGUUCUGUAUAUAGUAAUUUUCUAGAAGAGUAGCUAGCUCAGGGCAAUUAUUAUAAAUAAAUUUAGGUUUCCGGGAAACUGACCACCUACCCCUACCCUAAGCCAACAUUUUGCCCUAAGUGAGAAGUAAGUGUUAAUGUUAGCUUAGGGGAGGGGUAGGUGGUCAGUUUCCCAGAAACCUAAAUACCCCCGGUGAGGAGGAGGGUAUUCCCUUAUAUGUGCUACGCGGGUAUGUGCCGCUCAGCAGAAUACUUAAUCUGCCGCCCUGACUCUGGAACGUGGUAUAAAAAUCACCUUUUAUAUCUGAAAGAGGGGUACAGUCGACUCUCACUUAUUUAAGGACACCUCUAUAAAAUUGACACCUCUUUAGGACGGACGCCCAGGGUCGGUUAUUUAAACGAAGUCCAACUUAGGCCACGGUUGAGGAAAUCUUUCAACCUCCAGAUCUCGUCCUUGGUGGGUUCUUUUAAGAAGACAAACGCUUUCGUGUCCACUUUAGUACAAAAGAGCGUUCGGCAAACUGAAAAUGGCUUAAAACGCGUCUUUGUUUAACACUGGCUAAACUCCGUUUAAACAACUGACCCCAAGAGUUGGCCCCUUCAUUUCCUUGGGCUCCUGCUUACUCCCUUUAUUUGACUCUCCAUAAGACGGACAUCGCUGUCCCAAAGGUGUCUGUUUUGCAGAGAAUUGACCCUUUUACCGAUACGGCGGCCAUAUUGAAUUAAUUAGAUUUAAGGAGUAUUAUGGGAUGCCCAGGGGGGGCAUUAGCAGGAUCCGAUAUACUCGUUCAGUAUUUACGCGCGCUUUUCGGGCCAAUUUUUCUUUAUGUUUUCCUAGAAAAAGAUUGUAAUGGGAAAAAAGAUCGUUAUGCCGUGUUUGGAUGUAAUAAUGAUCGCCUUUUUCCCGAGAAAUACACAAUGAAGUUCUCUUUUUGCCCGAAAAACGCGCGUUAACACUAGCUAACACUGAGCGAGUGCUUCCUGGGCAUCCCAUAAUACUCCUUAAAUCUAAUAAAUUCAAAAUGGCGGCCUGUAGUUUAAAAGGUCUAUUGACCUUCAUUACUUCAGUUUGAUUCUGGAACAAGGUCGAUUUCUUCUUCCCAAUCCCUCAUUACUCUCGAUCAAGCUUAGGUGCAAAACUACGCUCUGCUCGUCGUUUGAUGAUGGCCGAUCGAUUCCCAUUUAUAGAAUUUUUGUCUGGAACAGGUUCAGAGCUUCAAAGACUCAGCGGCACACCCCCAUGGUAAAUUUAAGGGUGUAUACCUCCCCCGCCCCACCGGGAGGACCACUAACGAGCUCUUUAUCUGCGUCUUAGCCGUUACUGGGAUCAAAAAGGCUGAGAAGGUUCUUGGGCGAAGUUUGACCGCUUUUGUUGCACUUAAUUGAAGUAUUAUUAGAAGAGACGGUGCAACCUCUUAGCCCUGGGAACGAGGUUGAAGACAAUGGCUACUGAGGUUUUUGAUGACUGUUCUGAAAAAUUAGCAAUUAUAUAAUUAGACAACAGACGUUAAUUAAAAUUCUCAAAAAGUUUAAAAAAGAUGAAUGAUACUCACUUCUCUUGACUCUCUUUCACAGUGAACUGUCUCUUUAGUGGGACACUCUGAGGACUUCCUUAAACGGGGCUCUCUCAGGGGCCAAAAACUCACUAACUCACUUUAUCAUGAGUGAACUCUUAAUAUGCGGUAUAUGCUUGUGGGACCAGUG